AUGUCUUCCCUCCCACCAGGAACGGAUCUUUGCGCCAUUCCCGCGGCUCAACCUCCAUCAGGCCAGACACCCAACCUGGUGAACCCACCGUCCUUGGCCGGUGCGACCAUCGCCGUGACAACAGUGACGCUUGCUUGGGCGGUGGUUUUCACAGCGGCGAGGCUGUACACAAACUUUCGGAAGCUGACUUGGGCCGACGGCUUUGUGGUCAUCGCGCUGACGCUUUCCGCGACAUACAAUGGCUUGCUGGUAUGGAGAGCAACCAGUGCUUACCAUGCGAGGCCUCAGAUUCUCUACGCCCAAGGCGUCCUCCUUGGACCCGUCAUCUUCUUCGCCAAAUCCUCCAUUUUCCUUCUCUGUCGGCAGAUCUUCACCAUCCAAAAAGCAAUGAAAUACGCCAUCCGUUUCGGUCUGCUCUUCACCUUCGUCCUAUACUGGCCCGGAGUCGGUCUGGAAUCGUACUUUGCCGCGCCGCAUGUUGGAGAGAGCUGGGAUGAUUUGCUGGUCAACAGGAGACCAGAGCACUUGAUAUACUGGGGUGUCGUUCAGGGAACGCUCUCUGUGGUUCUGGAUAUCUACAUUUUCAUUCUGCCGCUCCCGCUUCUCUCCAAGCUCCAACUUCCUCCCAAGAAGCGAUGGCAAAUCUUGGCCAUCUUUUCGACAGCCAUGAUGGGAAUUGUCGCCAGCGUCAUCGCCCUCGUUUAUCGCAUUCGGCUUUUAACCACCACUGAUACUACCUUCACUCAAAGUGCGCUCUUCAUUUGCGUAAAUGUCGAGAACAACGUCGCCAUCAUCGUCAGUUCGAUGCCCUUCUUCGCGACCUUUUUCAAAAGUCACGUCCUGGAAUCUACCCUGUUCAAGACUCUACGUUCACGACUAAGCUCUAGCGGUGGCCGCUCCGCAGUUGGCACCGUCGACCACAUGGAUAAGAUAGAGAAUGGUAAACCGUCUCGAGCGCGUCUUCUGGACGAAACGACCGGACAGUACUACGAGCUGCGAGACUUUCCUUAUGCAGGAACGAACACCCGGAUACAGGGAGGAGGGGCGGAAAGGCCGUCGACGCAGGGAAAGGGGAUCUCUCGUGAGGUCAACAUUGAGCAGGAGAUUCGGGAGUUUUCCGUUGUAUGA
This is a messenger RNA of Aspergillus thermomutatus, 1128 nucleotides long. RefSeq lists its product as uncharacterized. Lineage: Eukaryota; Fungi; Ascomycota; Eurotiomycetes; Eurotiales; Aspergillaceae. The record is from RefSeq and is a predicted model, not a curated record. Bases 1 to 1128 code for a protein of 375 amino acids. The transcript has 5 exons.